UUUUAUUUAUAACCUUAAUACCGGAACUCUUCCUCACGGAACGUUUUAAUCCUCGUUUGUUUUUCCGGGGAGCGUGCGUCAGUCGAAACGGCCCCUUGUUUGAUUGUGUACAGUGUGCUGUGGGGAAAUGGAAGCAGACCCGUGGGUGCCGGUGAAUAUUGGUGGUUCUGAUCUACUGGCCAAAGCCUGGUUCGGUGACACACAGUACAGGCUUCUGCUGAGUGACCUGAACACUGUGUGGGAAGAGGACAUGACCGCUGAGGACAUCCAGAGUCGAGCACAGGAUCUGAAUAAGCGUCUGAGGGCUCCUACACAGGCUUUUUUCUCUCAUCUGUGUUCUGUGGCACAGCCUUGUUUCUCCAGUCAAAAUGAUGGUCAGAUCUCUGCUGCGCACAUGAUUCUUGAACAGCAUGGUGACAAUCUAACGGUCAAACUCAAAAGUGAGCUGGCUGGGUUGCCGUUCUGCUGGGAGUUUCGCUGCACUGCAGCACCCGUUGGCGUGGUUUGCAGGCAGCUGGUGCGCCCCCUGCUGGCAGUGACUAGAGUCCUGCAGCGGCAAGUGGAGGAUCUAGCAGCUCUUUUGGCUCGGAAGGAUGUGGAGAUACAGGACUAUCAGGAGAACGGAGCUGUCCUAAGUAGAGCCAGACUACAGACGGAGCCGUUUGAGGUGCACAAGUACAGGGAGAACUUCUUCACAAAGAUUGUUCCACAGAUGGGUGUGACGCUGGACAGUUUGGGUUUUGACUCAGAGUUGCAGGCACUGUACAUGGCCGUGAGCUCGGGGGAAACGGGUCCGAAACGUAAACGCUCUCCUGACAGCAGCCCUGCGGCAGAAGACAACCACAUCUCUGAACAUCACAAACAUGUCACUGAUGUCCCAACAGAUGUGGGUUCUUCACUGGCUUCUCAAGAACAGAAUGAUGUCAAAGGAUCAUCAGGAAGACCUCAGGAGGCAGACAGCAAACAGACUGUCCUGUUGCCAUCAGCUGCUGCUGCUGGUUCUAAGGAGCGUUCCACCUCACGGCCAAAGAAGAAGAAAGUAGUGGGGCUUUUUCGGACACUGACUGCUACAACUAGAAGGCAAGACAAGAAGGUCACUGAUUUUGACAAAGUUUGUAAGCCGCCGGGUGUGGUACAGGGGGAGAGCGGCAGGUCUGAUAAAGCGCGUCUGCCCGGAGGGGUGGAGAGGAGGGCAGAGACAGACAGAGGGCAGGACUGGCAGGGUGCGGCUGCUUCAGUAGCAUCUGAGCUCGGGUCACUUCCAUUUCCAUCUCAACUGAGAGCCGCGCGCCACAGCGCAGUAGUCAAACAGCCGAGCCGGGAGCCAGAAACCGCUGCGGGGACGCGCACUCUGACCGCGGCUCUGCGCAACCAGGACCCGCCUGCAGGCGACUCUAAACGCGCGUGCCAAGAUAAACGGAACUUCUCUAUUUAUUCCCCCUGUCUCCGCUUGGACUGAGAGAA
Molecule: messenger RNA, 1464 nt
Organism: Cyprinus carpio (common carp)
Lineage: Eukaryota; Metazoa; Chordata; Actinopteri; Cypriniformes; Cyprinidae
Product: non-homologous end-joining factor 1-like
Exons: 10
Coding region: 128-1459 (443 amino acids)
Biological process (GO): double-strand break repair via nonhomologous end joining
Cellular component (GO): DNA ligase IV complex; nucleus
Molecular function (GO): DNA end binding
Source: RefSeq, a predicted model, not a curated record